Molecule: messenger RNA, 1017 nt
Organism: Rosa chinensis
Lineage: Eukaryota; Viridiplantae; Streptophyta; Magnoliopsida; Rosales; Rosaceae
Product: auxin-responsive protein IAA4
Exons: 2
Coding region: 142-687 (181 amino acids)
Biological process (GO): regulation of DNA-templated transcription
Cellular component (GO): nucleus
Molecular function (GO): protein binding
Source: RefSeq, a predicted model, not a curated record
UUUCAUUUGGCCUAUCACCCAUUUCAAUCUGCAUCACAAUCCUCCAUAGAAUACAGAGAGAAGAAUCACCAUCAUCAAAGUUUGUGAAGAAGUUCAUCAAUAUUCUUUAACAUAUUUCAUCAGAAACCUCCAAAGUUAGCUAUGGCUUUCCAAGCAGAGGAUCUCAACCUUGAAGCCACUGAGCUCAGAUUGGGCCUACCCGGAACCAAGGAAUCCGAGCAACAAAAAACGAACAACAAAAGAGCAUUGCCAGUUGAGCCUGAAUCCAAUGCUUCUUCAGCUCCCAAGCCUACUCCCUCCAAGGCACAAGUAGUUGGAUGGCCACCGGUGAGAUCAUACCGGAAAAACUGUUUCCAGGCGAAGAAAACCGAGGGAGAAAGCGGUGGGAUGUUCGUGAAAGUCAGCAUGGAUGGAGCUCCAUACCUUCGAAAGAUGGACUUGAAGGUUUACAAGGGAUAUCCAGAGCUGCUUAAGGCCUUGGAGGACAUGUUCAAGUUCAAGGUUGGUGAAUAUUGUGAGAAGGAACUAGGGUACAACAACAGAUCCGAGUUUGUGCCAACUUAUGAAGACAAAGAUGGAGAUUGGAUGCUUCUUGGAGAUGUUCCAUGGGAGAUGUUUUUCACUUCAUGCAAGAGGCUGAGAAUUAUGAAAGGUUCAGAAGCCAAAGGCUUAGGUUGUGCGGUGUGAUUGAUCCUUCGAGAAGUGAACAAAUACACAGAUGGCAGAGAUUGAACAAACUUGCGGCUUGAGCUUUCGAAGAAACAUAUAACAGAGAUGUCAUGGUCUUUCACUUGUAACAGAGAUCGAUCAGAGAAAAAAUUGUCAAAGAAGAAGAAGAAAGAUUUUCAUGUAAAGUUUAUUUUGUCGUGUCCUCUUCAAAGAGAACUGUAGAAAGAAUAGAGAUGAAAGGUUGAACAAAAGAAGUUUCACAAUUUUCUUUUCAUUACAUCAAGGAAAGGAUAACAUUGUACAAAAGUUUUUAAUGAUGAUAUUGGUUACUUUGCAAGUAAGAUUUGA